Messenger RNA from Diospyros lotus (date-plum), 1625 nucleotides. Its product is annotated as zinc finger CCCH domain-containing protein 20-like. NCBI's taxonomy places the organism in Eukaryota, Viridiplantae, Streptophyta, Magnoliopsida, Ericales, Ebenaceae. The record is from RefSeq and is a predicted model, not a curated record. The coding region runs from base 194 to 1255 and encodes 353 amino acids. The transcript has a single exon. Gene Ontology annotation, molecular function: metal ion binding.
ACUUUUAACUUUUAAGUUUUAACCUGCCGUUGAGUCCCAAACAGUAGGUUUUUUUGGUUUGCCCGACUAUGGUUAAAUCAAGUUAACCAUGGUUAAGAACGGAGUUUAUAUCUAGACCGUCGCUGGAUCAGUUCUCCGGCGCAGAGAGAGAAGAGAGAGAGAGAGAGAGAGAGCACAUUAUUAGUCAUCGCAGAUGAUGAUGAUGGGAGAAAGCUCUCGGUUUAAUCCGAUGGUCCAAGCCCCACCGUGGGACAUGACCGAUGAUCCAACGGCCAAUAUGGCCUCACCCUUCUCGGCCAAUCGCGUAUCCGUCAACUUUAACGGCAAUGCUACCAGUCCCAAGGGAGACCUCGAUGCCCUCGCGGCGCUCCACCGUUAUCUGCCGUCAAAUACAACCGCCUUCGACGGCUUCAUUGUCUCCGAUUUCGACGACUUCGACAUUCCGGUGGACGCCUUCUCGACCGAUCAAUUUCGGAUGUUCGAGUUCAAGGUGAGGAAGUGCACGCGUGCCAGGUCACAUGACUGGACGGAAUGUCCGUACGCCCAUCCCGGCGAGAAGGCCCGCCGGCGAGACCCGCGGAAGUUGCACUACUCCGGCACCGCAUGCCCGGAGUUUCGGAAGGGCCAGUGCAAGAAGGGCGACUCGUGCGAGUUCGCUCACGGGGUAUUCGAGUGCUGGCUCCACCCCGCUCGCUAUCGUACGCAGCCGUGCAAGGAUGGCGUCAACUGCCGCCGGCGUGUCUGCUUUUUUGCCCACACUCCCGACCAGCUCCGGGUAAUGAACGAGUCCUACGACGGGUCUCCGAGUCGACUCGGCUUUGACUCGUAUUUACUGAACGGGUCGUCGUCGCCGUCCGAGUCGCCACCCGCUUCCCCAAGUGGGUCACUGAGUUUGAGCUCCGUUAGCGAACUCGCUGGUUCAAUGCGGAAUCUGCAGAUUGGGAAGGCGAGAAUGAGCGUCAGUCCUCCCGGGUGGGGUUUCCAAAUGGGUUCGCCUAGAAGUCCGUCGGGUCUGCGCCCUGGGUUUAAGAGUCUACCUUCCACUCCGACUCGGAUGGUGACUCGGAAUGGAUUCGGCGCGUUCGACCUCUGGGAUCCGCCCCGCGAAGAAGAGCCGGCGAUGGAACGUGUGGAGUCCGGAAGGGACCUCCGCGCGAAGAUAUACGCGAAACUGAGCAAGGAAAACUCGCUAGGCCGAGUCGAUUCGGUAACUCCGGGUCCGGAUAUCGGGUGGGUCGCUGAACUGGUGAAGUGACGAUUCGAAUCUUUUCGUUUAAACGGGUCGAGCCCUUCUUAAAUCUGGUUACUGACUUGUGAAUAUUGAUUAAAAAGACUUAAAAUGCUAUGAUAUGAUUAAUUGCACAUUAAUCAAUGUAAAUACCAGCUGCUAAGGAAAUGAUUUUUAAGGCUUUUAAAUCUCUACCUGUUUUAACUUUUGGGUCGUUUCGUCACAAAUGCCAAACUGCUAAGAAAGUGAGUUUGGAUAUAUAGCAUAGGGCUGCUGCUUUCGCUGGUAUUAUUAUGUAUGUAUGUAUGUAUGUAUGUAUGUAUGUUCUUGUCUUAAUUUUCUGGAGAGAGUGUGAUCUGUUGUCCUGUGAUUAAUGUAAUUAUUAUAUUUCCCUUCU